GAACGGAGAACGGAGAACGGAGAACGGAGAACCCCUCUAAAGCGACCCCGCUGUGAUUGGAAACAUGAUCUGAUAACAGCACAUCAGCUUCUCUCAUAUAGGUAGCUCCGUCAAGCUUUAAAUUCAACCACAAGAAACUCACACCUCCCCUUUCCCCCCACGAAACAACAAGCUUGAAACCGAAGAACUUCACAUACUCCAAAAACAAUACCAACAAAAUGUCUGCUCUCAAGGCCGGUGAUUCUUUCCCCGAAGGUGUUACCUUCACCUACGUCGCUCCCAGCGGCGACACCGACCUGACCGUCUGCGGUCUUCCCAUCCAGUACGAUGCCAGCAAGGAGUUCCUGAACAAGAAGGUCGUCCUCGUCGCCGUCCCCGGUGCUUUCACCCCCACCUGCCAGCAACAGCACGUCCCCUCGUACCUGGCCAAGCUCGAGGAGUUCAAGUCCAAAGGUGUCGACCAGAUCGUCUUCAUUGCCAGCAACGAUGCGUGGGUGAUGGCUGCCUGGGGCAAGGCCAACGGUGUCAAGGAUGAGUCUAUUCUCUUCAUGUCCGACGCCGACUGCAAGUUCAGCAAGACCAUCGGCUGGACUCAGGGUGACCGCACCAAGCGUUAUGCUAUUGUCAUUGACCACGGCAAGGUUACCUACGCCGAGUUGGAUGAGGUGCCUAAGAGCAUUGCCAACACUGGUGCCGAGGGUGUCUUGGCUAAGCUCUAAACGGAUAAAAGGGGGAUGGAAAAGCCAAGGGGAUAAACACAACAAAGGCGCAUAGUACUUAAUGAUAUCACCGGCAACACUCAUAUAGAGAAAUAAUGGGAACCAAAACAUAUGUCAAGGGAGACGCGAUGGUGAUCGCUGAGGACUCUUGUUGUGACUGGGUAUCCGCUUGAUAGAGUAUCACGAAGUAUAGAAUAGAAGCCGCGUGGAAUGCCUUUUGC
This is a messenger RNA of Neurospora tetraspora, 940 nucleotides long. Its product is annotated as putative peroxisomal membrane protein. Gene Ontology annotation, cellular component: cytoplasm; peroxisome; mitochondrion. The record is from RefSeq and is a predicted model, not a curated record. The coding region runs from base 219 to 719 and encodes 166 amino acids. Gene Ontology annotation, molecular function: thioredoxin peroxidase activity. Lineage: Eukaryota; Fungi; Ascomycota; Sordariomycetes; Sordariales; Sordariaceae. The transcript has 3 exons. Gene Ontology annotation, biological process: cell redox homeostasis; cellular response to oxidative stress; hydrogen peroxide catabolic process.